This is a messenger RNA of Exophiala oligosperma, 2271 nucleotides long. RefSeq lists its product as uncharacterized. The transcript has a single exon. The record is from RefSeq and is a predicted model, not a curated record. Bases 621 to 1769 code for a protein of 382 amino acids. Lineage: Eukaryota; Fungi; Ascomycota; Eurotiomycetes; Chaetothyriales; Herpotrichiellaceae.
AUCACCCAGAGGGCGGAGCUCCUGUGGUAUACUGUAGGUACACACAGCCCAGCGCCUAUCAGUCCGGUUCGCUAGGGUCUCCGACUGCCCAGCCAUUGCCCUUUUAUAUGUCUAGCUUUUUGAAGCUAAGUCGGUUUGACUUGCUGCACUGACCGCACAACAACACCUCCUCUUCCUUUUCUUGCCCUCGAUCGUCUGCGCGUUGCGCAUCCCUCUCUGUCAUUCCCGCCCGCCAACAUCACUCUAGUUCUUAUGGGGCGAUCUCGCCAGCCCUCCCUGUGAGUACGGAUAAACGGGUACCUAUCUUGUUGGUAGGGUAAAUUUGCAAAACACGUCAACGACAGGUUGAGAGAAAGUGGACUUUUUCGGUACAGUAUGUCUCCACGGACCUUGGUACCCAGACCUGCCAACCUUUCAGGUAGGUACCAGAUGGCAGGUUGAGUCGCGUUUAUCAGGGGGACGUAUAUGUCUCCUAAAGGUUGGUUAUAAGCUGUCCCUACCUUCAAAGCUCCUUGUUUUGUCCUCGCCUCCCCUUUGCAAAGGUUUGGUCCCUGGGAAUUCUUCCACCACCAGCCCAUUUUCAGUUCGAAACAGCAACAUCACACAACUAAAGUCACACCAUGGACAAGGCCGACUUUGGUUCACAACAGUCGCAAGGCUUUCGAUUACGGAGGAAGGCAUACCUGGCUCUGUUCCUCGCCGUGGUCGCCCUCUUGCUCUUCAACACCCGCAGCCAUCUCCCCGACAGCAUCCAACAACAUGCCGACAUGAUCCCUUCCUCCCCUAUAUCCGUGAGUCUCAACAAUGAGAUCCCCAACUACGUGCACUACGUGCAACUGCAAAAGAACGAAGCGGCCAAGUUCCAUUUCGAAUUCAAGCAUUUCCUGUCUGUGUACUCGUCCGUCGUCUACCUCAAGCCCAAGACCAUCUUCCUGCACACGGAUUUCUCGGAGGAGGCGAUCGACAAGGUCAUGCUGAGCGACGACCCCAAAGACAAAUGGACCAGGCGGAUACUGAGCCUCAAGUCGGUCAAGGUGCGACACGUGCGCUCCCCGACCGUGGCCGCCGGCAACGGCAAGAAGAUCCAAGAGAUCCAGCACAAGUCGGAUUUCGUGCGCAUGGACGCCGUUUACGAGUUCGGCGGGCUUUACAUGGACUUUGACGUCCUUCCCCUCCGUGACAUCACCCCCCUGCGGAGGUCCGGCUUCAAGAACAUCGUGGGCCGCGAGCACGGGGGUGCCGUCAACAACGGCUGCUGGUUGUCGGCGCCCAAGACGGCCAUGGUCGACAUCUUCCGGUCCGAGGCCAACGAGAUCUUCGACGGCGGCUGGACCACGCACAGCUGCAAGCUCCUGACCCGGGUGGCGGAGCGACUCGUGCGCACCCCGUCCGAGGUCCUGAUCAUGGACAUGCUGGCCUUCGCCCCGUCCAGCUGGGUCGACAGGGACGUCGAGAAGCUGUGGUCCAUCCACAACGAGAGCACCAUCUUCCCCGACGACGACAUCGACUUCACCAUCCAGGACCCGUACCUGCGCUGGAGCCGACGGAACAAGGUCGCCGAAUGGGAGAACGACUGGUCGGCGUCGUACUUCCUCCACUCCUUUGACCGCCAUGGCAAGAUCCCCGCCGAGUUCAAACACGGGGUCCACGUCGAGGAAGUCAUGUACCCGAGAAGCAACUUUGGCCUUCUCACGUACCCCGUCGUCAAGCACGCGAUGAAGCAUGGUUACGUCUUUGAAGAGGACGCCGAGGAGGGCGGCGCGCUAUAAGCUCAGCCUGAAGCUGCCUCUCCGUUUGGAUUUUACCCUCAAGCCAAGUACGCUUAUCCUUCCAGUCUUGUCGUCCCUCUGAACAUAUCGUGGGCUUCACGGAGACUUGACUCUGGUUUUCAUGGGCAAUGGCCCUUUUCUGAGAUUGGGAGAGAAAGAACAUCCUCAAGAAAAACGAUGGGAGGUUGCACUUUUGAUGCGUGCAUGCAGUUUGACGGAUUCCUACUACAGUUAUUUUGGUUCCAUGCGUCGGGGCAAUUGCAUCACCAGUCUCACAUGCGCGUGAGCAUCGACACAGGCGUUUUACGGCGAAGAAAAGGCUUUCGCCAUGGGGGGGGUUUUUUUGGUUCCAUUUGAAUAUCGGAUUCAGCUGUAUAUAUCUAUGCCACUAGUACCCAAGUUAGCACCAAGGAGUCUAUUCUUCUGGGGAUCUCUGGUUGAGCUGCUGUAGUUAGCGAACAUCACUAGAAUUUUCAAAGAGAGAAACGCGAAAUUAAAAAAC